AUGCCUCUCUUGAUAUGCCACCGGCUGCUGCUGGUUCUCCUCCUCUGGGUCGCCGCCUCCCAUGGCGAUUCAUCUGAUGAUGGUACUUACGACACCUCCAUGUGCCUGAAUCAAAGUUACACCUGCGGAGGCGUGAACAUCACCUACCCGUUCUAUCUCGCCGGGGAGACAAAAGAUGUCAAGGGCAACGCCAACUCCUACUGUGGCUACCCUGGCCUGGGGAUCCUCUGCGACGACGAGAAGCCCAUCCUGCAGCUCAACGGCGCCGCCAACUACACGGUGACGAGCUUCGACGACGCGCUCGCAACGCUCACUCUAGCCGAUCCGGAAGUCGAAGACGGCAAGCCCUGCCCGAGACCAAGAAUCAACCGCAACAUCACUUUUCAAGAGGGAUCGCUGCUGUUCUUUCCUGACAGCGCGGUCGAUUACCUUAUCUUCUUCAUCGGCUGCAACUUCAACUUUACCUUCUACAAACCGAGUAGCAUCUACCCGAUCAGCUGCGAAAGCUUUGACGAUGGUCCUGGUCCUGGGCUAUCGUUUGUGCUUCCGGAUGAUGCAGUGCCCGCCGGCAACUGGGUGCAAGCGUGUAACCAAGUCAUACAAUUGCCUGUGCACAAAUACGGCGAGAUCAACCUUACUGACCCUGGAUGGACAAACGGGAGUAGAUAUGCCAGUGUUCUUCGUCAGGAAUUCCAGCUGGGAUGGAACGAGAGCGCAAAGCCCCCAGCAUGUACCCAGUGCGAGGGAUCCAAUUCCAGGGCAAGGUGCGGUUACAGCCGGACAGGGGAUUUCAUCGGCUGCUUGUGCCCUGACGGCCGAGUACACUCCGAUAAUAAUUGCAAUAAAGCCCGAUCGAAGAGCAGAAAUAAGAUGGUUAUACCAGGUGUAGUGGCCGGUGUUGCCGCAGGCUUGCUUGCUCUUGCCGUGAUAGCUUUUUUGUUCAUUCGCAAGAGAAGGCAGAGGAAGGUCGUGAACUCGUCUUCGAAGCUCCUCAAGUACAGGUACAGCGGCUCCGGCGGGACCCCGACGCGCUCCAGGGGCGGCGACAUGGAGUCCGGCAGCAGCCAGGACAUGGGCAACCGGUUCAGCUACGAGGAGCUCGAGGAGGCCACCGAUUCCUUCAACGAGAACAGAGAGCUCGGCGACGGCGGCUUUGGCACCGUCUACAAAGGUUACCUGGGGGACGGCCGGGUGGUGGCGGUGAAGCGGCUGUACAACAACAGCUACCGGCGCGUGGAGCAGUUCGUGAACGAGGCGGCGAUCCUGGCCCGGCUGCGGCACCCGAACCUGGUCAUGUUCUACGGGUGCACCUCCAAGGAGAGCCGCGAGCUGCUCCUGGUCUACGAGUUCGUCCAGAACGGCACGGUGGCCGACCACCUGCACGGGCCCCGCGCGGCGGAGCGCGCCCUCCCGUGGCCGCUCCGGCUCAGCAUCGCCGUGGAGUCCGCGGCGGCGCUGACCUACCUCCACGCCAUCGAGCCGCCCAUCGUGCACCGCGACGUCAAGACCAACAACAUCCUCCUGGACACCGACUUCCACGUCAAGGUCGCCGACUUCGGCCUCUCCCGCCUCUUCCCGCUCGACGCCACGCACGUCUCCACCGCCCCCCAGGGCACCCCAGGGUACGUGGACCCGGAGUACCACCAGUGCUACCAGCUGACGGACAAGAGCGACGUGUACAGCUUCGGCGUGGUGCUGGUGGAGCUCAUCUCGUCCAAGCCCGCCGUGGACAUCACCCGGCAGAGGAACGAGAUCAACCUGGCCGGCAUGGCCAUCAGCAAGAUCCAGAAGUGCCGGCUGGAGGAGCUGGUGGACGUGGAGCUGGGAUACGAGUCGGACCCGGCGGCGAGGAAGAUGAUGACCAUGGUGGCGGAGCUGGCGUUCCGGUGCCUGCAGCAGAACGGCGAGAUGCGCCCGCCGAUAAGGGAGGUGCUGGACGUGCUCAGGGCCAUCCAGGAUGAGUGCCUGGGUCACAAAGACGGUGGAGGCAAAGGCAAGGACUUUGCCGAGCCCAUCUCCCCCAACACGGUGCACGCUCCCUGGGACAGCAGGACCACCACCCCUAACACCAGCCAGUAG
This is a messenger RNA of Triticum turgidum subsp. durum (durum wheat), 2079 nucleotides long. The record is from the annotation of a GenBank genome assembly. NCBI's taxonomy places the organism in Eukaryota, Viridiplantae, Streptophyta, Magnoliopsida, Poales, Poaceae.